ACUUAAGCCUCCUGGGCGCGCGUAUUGGUUCCGCCAUGGCUCUGAGGCGCGUCUUCCUGCUGCGCUCGGCGGCACCACGUGUUGCCGGUCUCUCAACAGAGCCGCAGGCCGGUGAGCAGCCCGCCGCGAGCCCAGGGGCUGUGCGGGCAUGGGGAGCUGCCGAGGCUUUGCGGCGGCCUGUGCCAGUCGUCGACUUCAGCAACACGCAAGAGGCGUACCGCUGUCGGAGGAGCUGGGAGCUGGUGCGCAACCUGCUAGUGCUGCGCCUGUGUGCGUCGCCGAUGCUUCUGGCGCACCACGAACAGUUGUUCCAUGUUUCCAGGAAGCUUCUGGGACAGAGGAUCUUUGACAGACUGAUGAAGAUGACUGUCUAUGGCCAUUUUGUGGCUGGUGAGGACCAGGAGUCUAUCAGGCCUCUGAUUCAGCACAACAAAGCCUUUGGUGUUGGCUCCAUACUGGACUAUGGAGUGGAGGAAGAUCUGAGCCCUGAGGAGGCGGAGCGCAAGGAGAUGGAGUCAUGCACUUCUGAAGCAGAGAGAGACAGCAGUGGCACAAAUAAGAGGGAGAAGCAAUAUCAGGUCCACCCUGCCUUUGGGGACCGCAGAGAUGGUGUCAUCUGUGCCCGCACCUACUUCUAUGCCAAUGAAGCCAAGUGUGACAACUACAUGGAGAAUUUACUGCAAACCAUCGAGGCCUCAGGUGGAGCCAGUGACGGUGGUUUCUCGGCCAUUAAGCUCACUGCACUGGGGAGACCGCAGUUUCUGCUGCAGUUCUCAGAUGUGCUGACCAGGUGGAGACGGUUCUUUCACCAAAUGGCUGCAGAGCAGGGACAGUCUGGCCGUGCUGCUGUCGACACGAAGCUGGAGGUGGUGGUGCUCCAGGAAAGCAUCGCAAAGAUGGGCAUUGCAUCCAGGGCUGAGAUCAAGGAGUGGUUCACACCAGAGACGCUGGGAGUGUCUGGCACUGUGGACUUGCUGGACUGGAACAGCCUCAUUGACAGCAGGACCCAGCUCUCCAGGCACCUGGUGGUCCCCAAUGUGCAGACAGGCCAGCUAGAGCCCCUGCUGUCACGGUUCACUGAGGAGGAGGAGCAGCAGAUGAAAAGGAUGCUGCAGAGGAUGGAUGUGCUGGCCAAGAAAGCCAGAGAGUCGGGAGUGCGGCUGAUGGUAGAUGCUGAGCAGAGCUACUUCCAGCCGGCCAUCAGUCGCCUGACCCUGGAGAUGCAGCGCAGGUUCAACGUGGAUAAGCCGCUCAUCUUCAACACAUUCCAGUGCUACCUCAAGGAUGCCUAUGACAAUGUGACCAUGGAUAUGGAACUGGCUCGCCGUGAGGGCUGGUGUUUUGGGGCCAAGCUGGUACGUGGUGCAUACAUGGCCCAAGAGCGUGCCAGGGCUGUGGAGAUCGGCUAUGAGGACCCCAUCAACCCUACAUAUGAGGCCACCAAUGCCAUGUACCACAGCACAGUCGCCAGGACCCGACACCCAAGGGUAUGUUCAGGCCCCAUGGCCUUUUCUGGGUAUCGUACUGGACUCAUCUGCCCUCCUGCUGUAAGCAUGUGUAGUCAUAGGGCACAGCUGGGGUCUGUUCCUAGAAACUGACCUCAGGGAUACCCACCCUACCUGAGGCCUUCACGAGUGUGCUAUAGGGCCCCUGCCCAGAAGCCAAGCCAGAGUUCAGCCUUGGUAGGAUCCUUAUUGGACCUUUCUUUUCAGAGCACUACUGCUGGGGAGAUGUGAUCUAAUGAUUCCCUGGACAGAACACCAAGCACGGAUUGGUACCAUCCAAAUCUAGUGUGGUUAACCAAUGGAAUGUAUGGGCGGUACAUGACUGAGGUGACUCGCACGCAGUGGCAUCAGUGAAAAGCUCACCCCAGCAGAGAGGACAAUAGAAGCUGCAUCCCUGGACCUCCCUAACCAACCUGCAGGCAGCUCCACGGAGUCUCUGUGCCCAGCAGCUGCUUAGGCUUACUGCUUUUAUGCUUUUCCAACCGUAGGAGGGGCUUGUCAAUCUAACUGUGGGUUUCCUGCACUGGGGCAGUGAGUUCCUAUGCAAAUGUCCUUAUCUUCUUGAAUCUUAGGAGCCUCUCUCCUUCAGGCAGGAAGGUUUCACAAUCACUGGCUAGGGAGGCCCUCCUUUCUGAGGCUCUGGCCCUGGCCACAGCUGCAACCAUGGCCUGCAGAGCCAUGAGGAGGUUCAGGUGGUGGUUGACCUGGAGCCAAGCUUAGGUGGGACUGUCCCUAUCCCAGGUGCCUGAACUACGUUCUGGAGGAGCUGAAGCGCAGGCCCAGGGCAGAGGUGAUGGUGGCUUCC
This is a messenger RNA of Onychomys torridus (southern grasshopper mouse), 2310 nucleotides long. Its product is annotated as proline dehydrogenase 1, mitochondrial. The transcript is spliced from 12 exons. Gene Ontology annotation, cellular component: mitochondrion. Gene Ontology annotation, molecular function: FAD binding; proline dehydrogenase activity. The coding region runs from base 36 to 1598 and encodes 520 amino acids. The record is from RefSeq and is a predicted model, not a curated record. NCBI's taxonomy places the organism in Eukaryota, Metazoa, Chordata, Mammalia, Rodentia, Cricetidae.